Messenger RNA from Phytophthora nicotianae INRA-310, 1595 nucleotides. RefSeq lists its product as hypothetical. The transcript has a single exon. Bases 1 to 1527 code for a protein of 508 amino acids. NCBI's taxonomy places the organism in Eukaryota, Oomycota, Peronosporomycetes, Peronosporales, Peronosporaceae. The record is from RefSeq and is a predicted model, not a curated record.
AUGAUGACAAAACCCAGCUCGACGAUCCGACUUUCCAUCAUGAAAGUAUUGGCUACUGUCAUUCUUCUGGCAUGCAUCAACGCGUCCCCCGCAGCGUCGGGAGCCAAGUCGCAGCCUCUUGCAAUCAACUCUGAACGGAACGAUGCCUCUGUUCAGCGCUUCUUGCGGACGGCCCCAGUUGAAGAGAGGAGACUUGCUAUUAAUCUCUCGGGAGUCGGACAAGCCGCAAGUGGCACGAGGUCUUGGGCUGCGAACCUCCUUCACACUCUUCAGCAAAAGUGGUCACAACGCCGAAUGAAAUCCCCGAAUGAUAUGUUCACGAAGCUUAAACUCCACAAGACGGGGAACCAACUGUUUAACAGCCCAAGUUUUUCCAAGUGGGUCAAUUACGUCAAUAAGAACAGUAAAGAGACUCCGGAGAUGGCAAUCUUUUCGACGCUUGCAUAUCACUACAGCGACGAAGCUUUGGCCAAGAUGCUUGAUGCCGCAAAGAAGGUCGACGGCACGAGCGUUCUUGCUACAAAACUGGAGAAACUUCAGACCACGAAUUGGCUCUACGCUAAAGAAUCCCCUGACUACGUUUUCAAGGUUCUGGCGCUCGACCAAAUGGGAUCAAAAACCUUUUCAAGCCCCCAGUUCUACAGGUGGAUGACCUUCAUGUCUAAAUCCGAUACAAUCGACCCGGAGAUGGCCAUGUACAGGGUACUGGGAACAUAUCAUAGCGAUGCCGCCCUGGCAAAGAUGUUCGCUGCAGCCAAACAAGCCGAAAGCACACGAGCCCUUGCUGCACAACUGGAGAGAAUUCAGUUGAAAAACUGGGUUCGUGGUGGAGAAUCUCCUAAUGCCGUUUUCAAAGCUCUGGCACUUGACCAAAUGGGGACAAGCAUUUUUUCAAGUCCGCUGUUUUCCAGGUGGGCGAAUUUCGUUACUAAAACCAGCCCAAACCACCCGGACGUGACCAUGUACAGAACGUUGGGAACCUACUACAGUGACGACAUUCUAGCGAGGAUGUUUGCAAUGGGUAAACAAGUCGAUAGUACAAAAACUCUUGCCACUAACCUGGAGAACAUUCAGCUAACGAACUGGGCGAACGCUGGUAAAUCUGCAGAGAGCGUCUUCAAUACUCUCAAGCUAGACAAGACCGGUGGCAGGCUAUUUGAGAGUCGAGUCGUAAACACCUGGGCCAGCUAUGUGACCAAGACGCACGACGAUCCGAACGCAAUUAUGCUCGCGCUGUUAAAAGAUAAGUAUCACGAUGUGCCUCUGGCGAAGAUGAUUGCGGCGGCAACCAAGGUUGACAGGACGGAGAAUCUGGUCGUGGGUUUGCGUUCUGAGCAGUUUAAAACCUGGUUCAGCCAAGGCAAAAAACCGGAGCACGUCAACAUUCUGUUGAAUACAGCAGCCAACACCGAUGACCUGACUAAGAAGGUGUCGCGAGACUACGAGAUUUUCUAUGGCAAGAUAAAGGUAGCUGACACAGGUGCAAGGCCGGCAAGUAGACCUACGAAUGGAAUUCGUAUCAAUUAGUCUUGCCUGAUAAAUCGAGUCAACCAGCACGUGCUUUUGGCAGAUUAGUUGCAAUUGUCUGAGGGUUG